GAGUACGUGAAUUACGUCCUGACCUACGGAGGCGAGAAUUCAUUGAAGAGAACAUUGACCGACAGUUUAGAGCUGGUGUCCUCCAUCAACGUCAUGACGGACUUCAACGGUGGAGGCAUGAGCUUCUUCCUCACCAUCAGGCUCACGCCCAGCGGUCGCGAGCACCCCGAGCUGGUGCUGGACGUGUUGUAUUCCUACCUCGCGGCGGUGCGCCGAGUGGGAGUGGAUGCGACACUGUACGCGUCUCUGGCCGACUUGAUGAGGCUCAACUGGGACUGGGCGCAGCCGUCGCACGGGAAGGACGCGGUGACGGACUUCGCGGAGCGCUUGACGCAGCUGCCCGUGGACCAUCUUCUCUCAGGCAAUUCUCGAAUCGACGCUCCAGACACGAACGUUGUAGAGGAGCUCCUGAACCAGCUCCGGCCCGAGAACAUGAACGUUCUCCUCGUAGACCCGAACGCGACAACAAGCACUGCCUUCAGCUCGAACGAGGUCCGAGUGCUGCCCCACUACGGGGUCCAGUACACCGUUCAGGACACCAGCAACGUCGUGGGGUCUGGCGCCAUCAAGCGUUGGACCACGUGGCUGGACAGGACGCCUGAGUCGCAGAUCGCCAGGGAGAUGAAUGACCAGGCUGGCAUGCGAGGGCUUCUGAGAAGUCCCGCCGCCUUCUGGAAAAGCUCUCUCCUUCUCACUUCCCCCCUCGCUCGCCGCCGACAGGACACGCGAGUCGUCCCUGCAAGGGCACGGGCCGGUUGGCGGCCUACAAGGGGCGGCCGUGGCCGCUCACUCCAUCAGCCUAUUGCUUGGCAUCGCUCGGGCAUGUGUGUUUUUUCUCGAGGGGGACCAUCGAGGAGCCUUUUUGGCCAUCUCGCGAAGAAAUAG
Molecule: messenger RNA, 885 nt
Organism: Prorocentrum cordatum
Lineage: Eukaryota; Dinophyceae; Prorocentrales; Prorocentraceae
Source: the annotation of a GenBank genome assembly